Messenger RNA from Rotaria sp. Silwood1, 984 nucleotides. Lineage: Eukaryota; Metazoa; Rotifera; Eurotatoria; Philodinida; Philodinidae. The record is from the annotation of a GenBank genome assembly.
AUGGAGACUCUCGAUGAAGAACAACGACAACAACAACAACGACAGAUAGAAACUACUGAAGCUUUUGAUGUAGAAUCAUCACUAGAUGAAACGACCAAUAGUAAACAAUUGUCACCAAUAACAAUAUCAUUAAUUCAAUCUCUUCAACUUGAACAAAAUGAAGAGACAGUCGAUAAGAAAACGAAGAAGAAAAAGAAAAUAAAAACUCUUCGUGAAAAAGAAUUUGAACGUUUAACAAAAGUAACAAAAACUAUAUUUGCUUCUCCUGAACAAUUAAACACUGUAUGUGAACGUAUUAAUACAUUGUUAUUAGGUCGCAAAACAAAAUUACUUGCUGUUUGUCGCUUACUCGAUAAACGACAUUCCGGUCGUUUAUCAUAUGAAGAAUUUCGACUUAUCAUUAAAGAUCAAUUGCCUGAAAUGUCGGUACAAGAUUUUUUUGUUCUUACAAAAUUAUUUGAAAUCGAAGGUUUAAUUGAGUAUCAAACAAUAUUAGAUGAAAAAUUUGAUAAUGGUAUUUUACGACACAUAACAUCAUUACCUGUAUCAAAACCAAAAGAAAUUGUUCUUGUGAAAAAUUCACCAAAGGAAUUCCAGCAAAAAAUCAAUAUAUCUUUACAAUUAAAUUAUACUAGAUAUGUUACUGUUCAAUUUCGUUUUAUCACAUUCGAUUCCUACAAUGGAUAUCGAGGUCAUAUAUAUAUUACUGUACCUGAUCAUAUAAGUAUAUAUGCUCUAUCAAAAUUGAUUAUUGAUAAAACAGAUUUAGCUACGCGAUCUGUCAGUAUAUUUCGUGAAAACAUCCGUUCACAUAAUGCUCUUCUAGAUCCGAUGCGUUCACUUGAAAAUUAUUCCUAUAUAGGUGCAUAUGUAGAUGGCACAUAUAAUCAAUUAUUUCCAACUUAUACACUCUAUUAUGAUUAUUUACCAAUAGAUACACUUGGUGAUUGUCCAAUACUUAAAUGUGAUUAUUAUAUGAAAUGA